Molecule: messenger RNA, 2294 nt
Organism: Quercus lobata
Lineage: Eukaryota; Viridiplantae; Streptophyta; Magnoliopsida; Fagales; Fagaceae
Exons: 4
Coding region: 1468-1992 (174 amino acids)
Source: RefSeq, a predicted model, not a curated record
UGAUGAGAGGGGGAUUACAUACUUGGCAACCAUCAAUGCUGGGUGGUUGCCUUAUUUGGCUGAUGAGGGCAUCCGCUAUGUUCAUUAGAUCAUACUUGAUGACUUCACUGCUAUCUUGGAGUCUACUACUUCUGUCCGGCCUUUCUUGUGCCCUAGUGCCUUUGAGUUUUGGAUCAGGCACUUCAUAGUAGUCACCAUUCCGAGUUCUUAAAGAGAGGGCCUUUGCAUUACUCAGAUGCAUGGGUAUUGGCAGGUUGUGAUGACCUCUUUUGGCCAAGAGUUGUUGGGUGGCCGUGGGUUUUCCCUUAUCCCUCUUAAGGGCCUUCAUGUUCUUAUUUCUACCAACUUUCGGUUGUUGCUUCCCACCAAGUUUGUGGUGGCGUAUGCUAGGAAGCAGAUGGAGAAGAAGGUGAAGGUAGUGAACCUUCCUACACAUGUGAAGAAUGGCUCGAAGUCUCGGAACACCAAGUCUAAGUUUGCCAAGAGAGGUGAUGACUCUUUCGAGACUUGUUCUUGUCUUGUUCCAUAUAAGGGAGGCCUUCCCCCUAUUAGCAGCAUAGUUCUCGAAAGCUCUCCUCCUCCUUUUGCUCGUACUCAUUCCAGCAGGUGUUCUACUACAAGAAAGCCUAAGCCUUUUGCUCCAAGGCCAUCCGUGGAUGUUCCUCCUUUUAGUAGGACCUGUGGCAGUAAAGGAAGACAUCUCCACUAGCCCCAUCUGCCACUGCCAAGAGGAGAGUGUGCUAUCUCUAACUUUUAUUCUUUCUUCAUUUUAGUUAUUUAUUGGGCUUUCCUGCGGCUAACUUUGUACACGUGUUUUUCUCCUCCACUGGCAGUCUAAACACAGAGGAUACUUCAGCCACUCACCUUAUACUGCUUGAUGAGCAUGAGUUUGAGGUUGAUCCCGAGCCCAUCUUUGUUUAUCACCCCACAAGUGAGGAGGUUCCUGCUUCUGCUGGCACACCUAUGGAGGGCUUCUUUGACGAGGCAAAUGAUGUGGUUGAGGCCAUGGCUUCUGCUUCUGCUGUUGCUACACAGGGAGCUCCUGCCAAGGCUUUAGUUCCUCCAUCUGAGCCUAUUUUUGCUAAGGAGAGUACCCAGGCCGAAAGAGUUGUUACUGUGGAGUCUGCCCCUAUUCCUAUUGAGAUCCCCACUCCUCAAAAGGGAGUUACUCUCGUAGGAGCAUCCUAGACUGAGAGCACCUCUCCUGCUACUCCUUCUGUCAUAUCUGCUAGCGAUCCCUUCAUUGCCCUCUCCCAAGCCAUGAAGAAUGGUUCUUUCUUGGUGGUCACCCUAUCUGCUAUCCCUAGUUCUGCCACCUGAGGGCCUGAUGUUGACUUGUCUUCAAAUGAGGGGUUAAAGGAGUUCCUUGAGGACUCUGAGGAUGAACCCAUUAUGAAGACAUAAGUUUCUGAUUCCAAUGAGGACAAUGAUGGUAAUGAGCAGGAGGCCGAGGCCAUAGUCACGGACAUGCUUGAGGGGCCCAAGACUGUAGCAGACCCCACAAUGCUUACAUCCCCUAUUUCUGCAGUACCCACAACCCUCACUCUUGUGGGUCCUGGUCCGUCUCUUAUUGAGGUGGUUCCAACCUUUCGAUUUGAGGUUGGUAGCAGUUUUGCCACCAUUCCUAACCCUGUGAGUAAGGCUGCUAUCUUCUUUACUCGAUUCAAUCAUGUUGAGACCAAUGACCUCGACCUUUCAGACUUAUGGGGUGUUGGAUCUCUUUAUGUUGAUUUUCGUGGCUUUCGAGUACCUAAGGAGUGUAUCACCCAUUUGGAGGCGGUCUAUAGCAACUGUGGAGAUUUCAUGCAGGGAUUCCUUCUCAGUCGUUCUACGAGGGACCACUUCCUUAAGCUGUUAGGGAGUUUGAUGAACAACAUUGAGCAUAACUUUAUCGACACCAUUUCUGCGAAGAGGAUCUUGCAGUGGAGGGUUGCAGUUCAAGAGUUGAUCAUAAUUGGAUUCGCUGUAGAGUUUUUGUUGGACCACUUAUGAGAGAUUGCUCGGGCCUUCUUCAUGAAGAAGGUCUAGCUUGCUGUGGAUGCCAUUGAUGCUUACAUCGAGAGCUUGAAGAAGGAGGUGGCAGACUUAGAGGCACGUCGUGAGCGUCUGCUUUUUGGUGCUACUGGCUCUAGCCACUUUGAGGAUCAGACCCUUAUUUCAGGCCUUUGAUUAGACACUAAUUCCUUAAGUUGCUUUAUUUCCUUCCCUUGUGUUUACUUCUUUCCCCCCUUUCUCUACAUAGUACACUUUAUUUCUCUAGCACUUAUUUUGAUAAGUCUGCUAUGACUUAUACA